GAGAAAAGCCGCUUAUUCAUAACACUCCCAGAAGCAGGUGUAGGGCAGGCCACCUAGACACAUGCGUUGCAUUGUUCUUAAAUUAAAAUCUACACAUCGAGACCAAGGGGCUUCCGGAGGAAUUAAUUGCACCGGAAAAUGGUUUCGCAAUGUUAAUUGACAUUAGAUGCGCUUCUUUUGUUCGCCCGCAUCUAUACUUCCCCGUUGUGACUGUCGAGACGCACUAGUUAGGUGCGAUCGCAAAUGACUUGACAUAGAUAGCGGUGGUCGCAGGUAAACACUUUCUUUCUGAAAAAUAGAGGAAGAAUUGAACACGAUGACUGACCAGUACAGUAUGUUUCUCACCGCCGCUCCCCCUCUGAGAAGAGGAAGCACACCUCUACCAAUCAAGCACCAGCUGAGGCGGGAGGAGGCCGUAUCAGAGGACCAUGACUGGAUACCAGGGAUUGACGAGCCAGCCACGCUGCCAAUCAGUGACGCCCUUUGCCGGGAUGAAUCAUUUAGUCAGGCGUCGGAGGGGUGUCACGGGAGUGCCAUAAGGAUCGUACUACUUGGGCAGAAUGGGGUUGGGAAAUCGGCACUCUCUCUGGCCCUGGCUGGACUGUCAGACAGCUCACUGUCUGUGGACUCUGAAACAGCCUGUGGAGAAUGCUACGAGCGCACGGUGUCAGUUGACGAUGAGCAGAGUUCAGUCAUCAUUUAUGACAACUGGAAACAGGACCUGUCCACGCUGCAGUGUGAGGUGGUUGUCCUGGUGUUCUCUGUGACAGACAGGAGAAGUUUCCACCGCACCGCUCAGCUCCGCCUCAUCCUCAGGGAGUCGCUGCCCCACACUCCCAUCAUCCUCGUGGGCAACAAGAGUGACCUCGUCCGCUCUCGGGAGAUCAGCACAGAGGAGGCCCACUCCAGUGCCAUGAUGUAUGAAUGCCAGUAUCUGGAGCUGUCUGCCUCCCUGGACCACGGCACCACCGAGCUGCUGGAGGGAGCGGUGAGGGCUGCCAGGGGUGACUGCGUGGGGCCAGGCUGGACGGAGGGGGACCCUGGGGCGGGGCGCAGGGAGAGCCUGACCAGCAAGGCCAAGCGCUUCCUGGCUGGCCUGGUGCCGCGGUCCUACGGCCGAGGAGACCGGGACAGGGGUCAGUACAGGGAGAUGAGCAGACACCGGGGCAGCAAGAUCCUCCGACAGAAAUCGCGCUCCUGCCAUGAUCUCAGUGCAAUGUGACACAUCAGACAGACUGAGAGAGGAGGUGAGGUGUGUGAAAAGGGGAGGGAGAAAAAUUGAGGAAAACAGAGGAUGGGAGAUGAGUUAUGGAGGGGAAAACUGGAACGGGGGGGAUGGUGAGAAGUGUAGCAAUGGAGAGGGAGGGGCCGUUAGAAAUGAAGCUGUACCUUAGGGAACGAGAGUGCGAGAGGUGAAGUCAUUAGAAUAGCAGGAUGAGAUGAAUACUAGUCGACUCAUUAUGCAAUGUAGAGGGGGGAAAAAACAGUCACAUUGGAGAAAGAAUCAAGUAAAAAAAAGGGGAUUGGAAAACGAUUGUGCAAGAUGGAAAAUAAUGAGUGUCAAAUAAACACACACACACACACACACACGAGGCACGCACUGUCUAAUUACGUAGAGACUGAUAGAGAUCUAACGUAGACCUAGGGCUGUAUUCAAUCUGGAUCGCCGGAACGUUCCAGAUUGCGCGCUAGUUAAUGUAUUGGUCGUUUCCAAUUAAGCCGACAUAUGUAGCGUGGACCGUGAAUACGCGAUACGGAUUGAAUAGAGGCCCAUAUAUAGUUCCUGUUUUUAAAAGCAUGCUGUUACACUGUGAAUAGAGUUGCAGAGAGAGGACUUGCCCCCGUAGGCUCAUAAUAUUAUUAUUAUUAUUAUAAUGUCUUGUAUUCCCUUAUUGGCCGGUAGCUACGGUAUACAACCUCCCUCCCCUGCGAUCGCCAAUGCAAGUCCCUUUAUAAAAGCCUCAUCCGUGCUCUUUUUAUACUGUGGGUUGUCAUGUCGAUUUUCAUGUCGCUGCAUAAUCCCUUUAAAUCAGGUAUAGAUUUGGGAUGUAUUUUCUUUUUCUACCGCGACCCCACAGAGACGAGAACUUGGUUGGAGCGGGUCAUAUUACAGUAGCUAUUCUGAAAGUAAAUGUAGACUCAGGUCUUGCGGUUAUAUGAAAUCUGGCCACCUAUUCACCUUUACACUGACUCCAUGGUAAACAUCCCUGCACUCAGUUAUGAUCCUAUAAUAGGGCCUGGAGUUUUUCCUCACCCGGAAAAACUCCAGGCCCUACCUAUAUAUAUGCAGCUACUGCAGAGCCUAGCGAUAAGUAAAUGGCUCUAAAUGAAAAGAAGCAAUAGUUGUAACUAGGGCCCAGAGUUUUUCCUGUUCACAUGACUUGAAGACCUAAUCAGGGAAAACUCUGGUCCCUAUGUGUAGACACACUGGCAGAACCCACUCAACUAAGUACUGGCUGAGUCAGAGCACGUUGGGUUGCUACAGGAAGAUCGACGAAGAUGAGGGUUGAGGAGACGACAAGAGACUCAACUACCUGUGGCUGUUUCAUGUUAGAUUGUUUUUUUUGUGUUUUUUUUACCUGCUGAAAUUGUAUACACACACUACAUACAUACAUAUAGGACAUUUGCAUAUACGGAUAACUACCAAAAUAAAGGAAACACCAAGAUAAUAGUAUCUUAAUAGGGCAUUGGGCCGCCAGAACAGCGUAAAUGCGCCUUGACAUAGACUCUACAAGUGUCUGGAACUCUACUGGAGGGAUGUGACACCCUUCUUCUACGAGAAAUUCCAUAAUUUGGUGUUUUGUUGAUGGUGGUGGAAAAUGCUGUAUCACUGACUCUUCUAGCCAUGGGAGCCAAAAUAAUGGUCAUGUAUAAAAAUGUGCAUUUUUAUACUAGCCCAAUGUUGUAGUCGUGUCCCUAUGGCUGAAUUCGAGUCCAAGUCACCAAUGGUCGAGUUACGUCCAAUUUGUAAUAGGUCUUAUUAUGCAAUUGUUUCUGGUCACCACCAGAUGGCAGUAUAUUGUCACUCCCUCAUGUGGAAACCCAACUAAUUUACUAUUCAUCACUACCUCACAAGUUCUACUCAAUACCUGUGUUUCACUACUUAUUUACUACAUAAAUGAAUGGUAAGUCAGGCUCUCAACUACUUGUUUGUUAUCGACCCACUGACAUUUGUUAUUCAUUUAUUGCAGAGUGAAAACUAAAGGGAGACUGGCUAUGGGAUGCAGGGGGGAAAUUGAGAGGGUAGAGCAAGAUGACAAAUUCAAAGACCGCCUACUUUUCUAUAGUCUAGGAGAGAGACAAAUAGCUAGACUGUUGGUUUACUGUUAAACUUAAUACUAUUGUUUUCAAUUUGGUAAAGCAGACAAAGCUAAAUAGUAGGCUGGUGGUUACAGGGAAGCAAGAGACACUUGCGCGAUGUGUAGCCUAUGAUCGGAGCCGGAGUGGAUCCUGACUGCCCACAAACAUCGCUUGCUCCCCCGCAGCUCACAAGCUGAUGUAGGCUGCAUGUGCCAGGUGUGGCAGGCUUCCCACUGCUAGAGAGCAGAGUCCUCGCUGCUCUGCACACCUAGUGCCACUUAUAUUCUGCGUCUCAUAGUAGCCUAUCCAGUCCAAGUGCAACGUUACAAGAAGGUGAGUCCGAGUCAACAAUGGCAUCCUGGUCUCAGAUCAUUUUGUAUUAUUCUAUAUGUAAAUCCGAGACUCCCCAUUUAGUGUGAUAUGUUACGUUUCGUAUGGUAUGUAUUCAUUUUUGGAUGCCCAUCCAAUUCAUAUGAUAUAUUAUGAAUUCCAAUUUGUUGUGGCUAAUGUUAGGUUAAAGGGUUAAGGUUAUGGGAAGGGUUAGUUAACAUGCAAAGUAGCAAGUAGUUAAAGUUGCUAAAGUUGUCCAUGAUGAGAUUCGAACAAGUCUGAAUUUCCAGACUUUUGCAUUAUGCACCCACCCAUCCACCCCGACCAAUCACCAUCCUUUCAUUUUUGCCUUAAGUAACCUUCUGUCUUAUGUAACCAUACCUAACAUAUCAUACUUAUUUGAGUGUCUCAAAUUUACAUUUACUUUGUUACGUCUAGUCUUUGAGACCAGGCUGCCAAUGGUUGAAGUUGAGUCCAAGUCCGAGUUACCACUGGUCGAGUUCAAGUUGAGUCACAAGUCAUGAAAACGGACUCGAGUACUACAACACUGACCCUAAGCAUGAUGGUGGAUAUUAAUUGCAUAAUUAACUCAGGAACCACACCUGUGUGGAAGCACCUGAUUUCAAUAUACUUUGUAUCCCUCAUUUGCGUAAGUGUUUCCUUUAUCUUGGCAGUUACCUGUACAUGAACUACCAUAGAACAGAGCAUUACUGUGGGGGCUGGCCACACAGGCAAGCACAACCAUAAGCGUUCUGGAAACGUUGCUUGGAUGUCUUGUCCGCGUGUGGCAACUACAUUGACAUACAUUAGCUACACAUGCUCACUCAUUUGUCACUGUCUAUUAUUACACACUUGUCUUUCGAAAGAUAAUAAAUAAAUUUUGUUUGACGUCCUUGA
Oncorhynchus tshawytscha (Chinook salmon) is the source of this 4527-nucleotide messenger RNA. RefSeq names its product GTP-binding protein REM 2-like. Lineage: Eukaryota; Metazoa; Chordata; Actinopteri; Salmoniformes; Salmonidae. Gene Ontology annotation, cellular component: plasma membrane. The transcript has 5 exons. The record is from RefSeq and is a predicted model, not a curated record. Gene Ontology annotation, molecular function: GTPase activity; calcium channel regulator activity; GTP binding. Bases 317 to 1222 code for a protein of 301 amino acids.